AAUCCAUGAUUGGUAGUGUGGAUGACAUGAAGAGAGACGCCUAUGAUGAGCUGAAACAAACACUAGAAGAGGAGGAACUCGAGGUUUGUGAGGUGAUGGGAGAACUAUACGUUAGUAAUCCCCGGCAUCUUGGUCUUGCUGGUCUUCCGGACCGUCUCCGUGCAGUCGAGGAGGAUCUGCGUAUAGUCGAGGCCGGGGUCGCCGCCAGCGAGAAGAAGAUUGCCGCCACCGAGGAGAAGAUUGCCGAGCUGAACGAUCAGGUAUCCAUAUUGAAGCUUGCGGGGCCUGAUUAUAAAAGGGUUCGGAAUCCAUUUCUCUCAGUCUUUAAACGGGAUAUAAUGAAAGAGACCCUCAAGCAGUCGGACCGGAACUUCAUUGCAGAGGGCAACGUCAUAGCACAUUCGGGAGAUGCUGCCAUUGAUGCCUUGUUGUAUGAUGGCGAAGGGCGACGACAAGAUUGGUACGUAUUUGAGGAACUGUAUGGACUUCACCCCUCUGAUGUCCGGAAAAUCAGUAAGUAAUCCUCGCUACCUGAUCAGCAUAAGUACCCGUAUUAAGGCUAACCUCUCCAGCCCAUGGGGAAACAAUAGAGGUAUUGAAUCGCCAUGCCAGGGUCAAAGCGAACGACCCACCCGAGGCAGAGGAAUUCUACCGGAGAUUUGCCGUCUUCUUGGCGGCAUUCAAAAGGGAGGACCCUGUGUCCAACUAUCUCUUGUACGAUCACACAAAUCCCACCCGGGCCGCGUACUGGUGCCUACUCGAGCUUCAAAUAUGAGGAUCAAGGUAAUGUCAUGACUGACGAGUGGCAUUCUACAAAGGAGAUACUAAUAAUACUUUAGUGGAUCCACACAGGACGAGGGGGGGGCGGUUUGGUGUG
Messenger RNA from Tuber aestivum (summer truffle), 877 nucleotides. Lineage: Eukaryota; Fungi; Ascomycota; Pezizomycetes; Pezizales; Tuberaceae. The record is from the annotation of a GenBank genome assembly.